GGCACCCCACGCGGAGAAGAGGGCGCUCAAUAUUAAGUUGGCCGAGACUCAGCUUGAUGAGAGAAAGAAGGAGAAGGUGCAGUCCGAAACGCUGUCCCGGACCGCCUGCUCCAAGCAGGACACGCGCACGUUCGGGGAGUUGGUCCUCGGCCGCGGCGGGCGGGAGUGGCCCGCGGCCGUGGAGGGCGCGAAGAGGACGGCGGCCAAGUGCGCCGAACUCGGCGGCAAGCGGCGCUAUCGCGACGAGUGGUCGGAGCUUCCCCUGCCUCGCAGGAUCAAGCGCGAAGACGAAGAGGAAUUCAGGGAAGCGCGGGCGGAGAUCACCGCCUCGAGCAGCCAGGGCACCGCGAGCGGACCACCGGCGGCGCUCCUGGCCACGCAGGUCGCCCCCGAUGCGCCCGCAGGCGCCGCGACGCCCCGCGUCGAUGCGCCCGCCGCCGCGGGGCCGAGCGACGCUGGCACGACGGCGGCAGGCGGGGCGGAGGCCGCGAAGAGGGGCUGCGGCAGCCCCGAGGAGAAAGAGGUGAAGGCCAAGAUCCCCAAGACAGAGACGACGCUCUCCGCGGCCACCGAGCUCAAGCCGUUGCGCCUGAAGGUGGAGGAGCCCACGCAUGCAGUGGGCGCCGUCGUCGACGGGGCGACCGAGUGCAUCGGCGAGUUCCUUGCCACGAAGGGCGCGAAGCAGUUCGUCAAGAACUACGACGAGGGGGCGCGCGAGUCGGAGCUGAACAAGCUCAACAGCAAGAAGGAUGCCGUCAAGCAGGUCGAGUCUAAGCUGAGCCAGAUCUGCGCCGUGCACACG
Molecule: messenger RNA, 802 nt
Organism: Prorocentrum cordatum
Lineage: Eukaryota; Dinophyceae; Prorocentrales; Prorocentraceae
Source: the annotation of a GenBank genome assembly